AUGUCGCUUGGUAUGUUCGAAAUCCUCGCUCUUGUUGGCUUCACUUGCGCCAGUGCAACAUUCAAUUUCCCAGAGCUCAAUCCAGAUUUGGGAAAGUAUCAAGAUUCAUCUACGGUGUACCCACUCAUUGAGCCCUUUUACGAGAUUUAUAGGAACUACGAGGAAGACCCUAUCUAUGGCGUUUCCAAAUGCGUGAAGGUCAGUCAGGUGGGAGAAGAGGAUGGUGUAUACAAGGUAUUAGCUGAGUUUGGAGAAAACCAAACGGCCCUCGCAAUGGUAACGCUUGAAUCCAGUGAAGGGUAUUCCGAAAAAAAUAUGAUUGUUUUUUCAGUCAAUGGGGGUGAUGAAACACUCCCGAUAUACCUUACCUAUUUGGACGUCGAGAGCUGCGGAGUCCUAAGGAUCGCCUACGUAAGCGAAAGCGCAUGCGGUGUCGUGGUUCCCGAGAGCCGGCUAGGACAAAGCACCCUCUCCUGCGAUUUUGUUUAUGACUUACUCUGUGGAACCACAAGAUACCAGAUAUAUGACGACAGUUGCAAGAACUGA
Molecule: messenger RNA, 546 nt
Organism: Ixodes scapularis (black-legged tick)
Lineage: Eukaryota; Metazoa; Arthropoda; Arachnida; Ixodida; Ixodidae
Exons: 5
Coding region: 1-546 (181 amino acids)
Biological process (GO): symbiont-mediated perturbation of host defenses
Molecular function (GO): amine binding
Source: RefSeq, a predicted model, not a curated record